Messenger RNA from Sitodiplosis mosellana (orange wheat blossom midge), 1249 nucleotides. RefSeq lists its product as uncharacterized. The coding region runs from base 470 to 1030 and encodes 186 amino acids. NCBI's taxonomy places the organism in Eukaryota, Metazoa, Arthropoda, Insecta, Diptera, Cecidomyiidae. The transcript is spliced from 5 exons. The record is from RefSeq and is a predicted model, not a curated record.
AGUGUAUUCAAACUGAAUUGUGUAGCCUGACUUGACACAUGCAAUACUUCUGAACAAAAUAUCGCUUUGCGGUAGUAGCACAAGAGAGAUGAACAAUGUACGCUUGUGGCGCCGGACUUGGAGCGCUAGACAAGAUAGAUAAAGGUGAUUAUGGUACAUUUUUAAAGCAGCCAACUAAUAAAAACAAUUUAAUUACCUCAAUUAAAUGAUUACUUGUUUAAAACAAGUUGUUUUCCAUUGAAAAUUGAAAUUUAAAUAUCACGAACGGUGUCCGUAUGAAUAGUACUAGAAUACAAAUCUAAUACUACAGUCAACCAUGCUAUCCAAACAUCAUCAAAACAAAUUUCUGCUUUAUUUUGUGUUGGUGAACAAAAAAGCAGAUCAGGAAAACGGUACAUUUUUGUAAUGAAAUUUUUUUCGGCAAACAGUUGUGAUUGGGGAAGAGAGGAUACACAUUCAAAAACAUAAAAUGGAAUUUUUUGACUGUAAAUCUGAUGAUAAAAUCACGCAAAUAGUAGCACAAAUGAUGGAUGACAUUGAGAUACCGCAACAACCAUUAAUAUCACCAUCAGAAUCGUUAUUGGGCUUAAGUGGACAUAUGAGUAGUAUUGUGUCUCCUACCAAUUCAGGCGGAAAUGGAAACAAUGGCGAUCAGUCGAACAAAAAAUGCCAAUCAAUUGAUUCAGUUCCACGCACUAAACGAAAUAGAUGUGGAAGUGGGGGAAAUUCAUCAAAGGGAAGACGAGAUUCAACUGGUUAUUCAACAUCAUCAAUCGUUGAAGUCUACUCACCCUGUACUCGUCAAAUAUUAUCAGUCUUUAAAAAUACGACGAUGAGUGACCGAACCGCAAAACAGUUUCUGGAUUAUUUCGAUAACUACAAUCGAUAUAAACGCGAUGAACGUUUGGCAAAACGCGAUGAACGUUUGGCAAAACUUCAAUACGAAGUAAAAAUGGUAGAGCUCCUUGCGAAACAUGGGAACAAAAAAAGCGUGAAAAAUUUUAUGCAAAACCAUUACAAUCGCAAAUGAAUUUUAAAUGUUGUGGCAGAUUUGAUUCCAUUUACAAACUAUCGAUAAAAAAAAAAAUUCCAACUUUGAGUCGUCAAAUGACAAAAUAGAUGAAUGUUUGUUUCUUAUUGACUUUGUGUGCCAUUGAUUUUUGUGAGGACUGAACAUAGAUGACCGCAAAAAUUAUGCGACAAAACGAAAAUAAAAUUUAACAAAAUUAUGCAUACAUUUUGAAUAAAA